Messenger RNA from Anolis sagrei ordinatus, 3816 nucleotides. It is a transcript of the gene SELENON, whose product is annotated as selenoprotein N. Gene Ontology annotation, biological process: skeletal muscle fiber development; calcium ion homeostasis. NCBI's taxonomy places the organism in Eukaryota, Metazoa, Chordata, Lepidosauria, Squamata, Anolidae. Gene Ontology annotation, cellular component: endoplasmic reticulum membrane. The record is from RefSeq and is a predicted model, not a curated record. Gene Ontology annotation, molecular function: calcium ion binding.
AGGACGCGAGGGCGGGCCUCAGCGUGGGCCAUGGCCGGCAAGAAACGGGCCUCUCCGUCCGCGUCCGUGUCCGAGGCGCCUGGCGGCGGCACCGAACCUCCCCGCGGGCCUGGCCGCCCCCCGCCGCCACCUCCCGCUCGCUUCCCACGGCUAGGCUGGGCCGUGGCCUUCCUCCUCGCCGCCCUAGCCGCCAAGGCCUACCGAGACUGGGAGGCGGCCCGCCGACAGGAGACAGCGCUGAAAUCUCUGGGAAAUGAAGGUCUUUUCUUGUUCUCUUCCCUGGACACGAACAAUGACUUGUACAUCAGCCCGGAGGAGUUCAAGCCAAUUGCGGAGAAACUUACUGGCAUUACUCCUGUCUCUGGCAUUGAUGAGGAAGAGGUGCUGGAUCCCAGUGGAGAGACUCUCUCGAUCCUUGCAAAAUUUCAGCCUCUGCUCAUGGAAACAAUGACAAAGAGCAAGGAUGGCUUCCUUGGAGUGUCCCACCUUGCUCUUUCUGGGCUCCGCAACUGGACUGCUCCAGCAUCCCCUGUGAGUGUGAUGUUUGCUCAGCAAUUUAAGUCCUUCCUUCCCCCAAAGCAUAAAGUGGAACUUGCUGAUCCAUGGUGGAUCAUUCCCAGCGAACUAAACAUCUUUACUGGAUACCUUCCUAACAACAGGUUUUAUCCUCCAGCCCCCAGAGGCAAAGAGGUAAUAAUUCACAAACUCUUGAGUAUGUUCCAUCCCCGGCCGUUUGUGAAAACUCGCUUUGCCCCGCAGGGAGCUGUAGCCUGUAUUCAAGCAGUUGCGGAUUUCUACUACAGGAUUGCAUUCAGAAUCCAUGCUGAGUUUCAGUUGAAUGAACCCCCAGAUUUCCCAUUCUGGUUUUCGCCUGCACAGUUCACAGGCUACAUUGUCCUCUCCAAAGAUGCUUCUCAUGUUCGGGAAUUCAAGCUGUUUGUUCCUAACAAUAGGUCUCUCAAUGUAGACAUGGAAUGGCUGUACGGUGCCCUUGAGAGCAGCAACAUGGAAGUAGAUAUAGGAUACUUGCCUCAGAUGGAGCUGGAAUCUUUGGGACCUUCCGUUCCUUCUGUCAUCCACGAUGAAAAUGGGAAUGUGAUUGACAGCAGAGGAGGGGACCCGAUUCAGUUUGUCUUUGAAGAGAUUUCCUGGCAGAGAGAAAUAAACUGGGAAGAGGCGGUCAGCAAACUGGAAAUUGCCAUGUAUCCGUUUAAAAAAGUUUCCUACCUUCCUUUUACUCGAGCCUUUGAGAGAGCAAAAUCUGAAAGUAAACUUGUACAUUCCAUAUUGUUGUGGGGUGCACUGGAUGAUCAGUCAUGCUGAGGUUCAGGGCGAACUCUCCGGGAAACAGUCCUGGAAAGUUCGCCCAUCCUUGCUUUUCUGAAUGAGAGUUUCAUCAGUACCUGGUCAUUGGUGAAGGAACUAGAGGAUUUGCAGGCUAAGAGAGAGGAUGAAUUCAACAGCAGACUUGCAGACCUGCACCUUGAAAAGUAUAACUUUCCUGUGGAGAUAAUGAUAUGCCUCCCCAAUGGCACUGUGGUCCACCACAUCAAUGCCAAUUACUUUCUGGAUAUCACUUCUAUGAAGCCAGAAGAAGUGGAGAGCAGCAUCUUUAGUUUUUCUACCAGUUUUGAAGACCCAUCAACUGCAACCUACCUCCAGUUUCUGAAGGAAGGACUUCAAAAAGCAAAACCGUUUCUGCAGACCUAAACCGAAAAAGUAAAUCUGUUGAUCACCAAAGAUUCAAGAGUCCUUGUUUCCGAUGCCCUUUGCGGUCGGGCAAUAUUGAAUAGUAAAGCACUGUACUUGAAUGAAAGGGCUCUAGACAAGUAAGCGCCCCUUGGAAAUAUGAAGCUGCGUCAUUUAUAAUUACCAGUUUUUCAAGACUGUUUUGGAAGGAGAUGAAUGUAUUGUUCUCUUUCUUACCAGCAAAUUGCGAAAAUUCUCUGAAGCAAGUCAUUUGAUUGCCAGUGGCUGAGACUGGGGAUGGAGCAACAAAUGCCUCAGAUAGGGAUGUAGUUCCUAAGCUGUGAGGCCUACCAGCAAAUUCAGUCUCAAGCAAAGUUUUAAAAUUUUUGGUUCACAUUCCUUUAGUAUAGAGCUGAACACAGCACACCAAUCCAGAGUGCACCUUCCAGCGUCCUGCAUUAGAUGCUGUGCUUGCUAGGAGUGGUGGGAUCUUUAAACUGGGAGAUGUGUACAUUGUCCUCUCGUCAUUGUAAGACUUUUACCAACUGCUCUAUUGAUUUUUGAAAGGGAUGCCAUCUUUAUGCCUCAUAGCUUGGUGCUUUUCAAGGCCCUGAAGUGCCUGUCAUAGUUAGCACAUUUUAGAAAGGUUACAUUAUAAAGCACCAUUUGGCUUUGUGGUGAUGUCAGUAGGUCACAGAUAUCAAGCUGUGAGCUUAAAUGGCUAAUACAAGGCAAAACGUACUUUGGUUUUACAUUCUUACUGUUAUCUGAGAAGCUGCUUGGGUCGGUGCUGUUGCAGAGCUUGGAUUAUGGGAGUUGCAAUCUGCCAAAAAUAAUAUUUCCGAGUUUUAGCUGCUACACAGAUGUAAGACGUAAAAUAGUAUUUCUGGAUUUUUACCUUGGAUUACACUAUCCAACAAAAUUUGAAAAAAAAUCUAUUCCUGGCUUGAAAGUGUUAUUACCUGUUUAAUUGUGUGUGAUAAGGUAAAGGUAAAGGUUUCCCUUUGACAUUAAGUCUAGUUGUGUCCAACUCUAGGGGUUGGUGCUCAUCUCCAUUUCUAAGCUGAAGAGCUGGCGUUGUCCGUAGAUGCCUCCAAGUCCAUGUGGCCAGCAUGACUGCAUGGAGCAUUGCUACCUUCCCACAGAAGCGGUACCUAUUGUUCUACUCACAUUUUUAUGUUUUCAAACUGCUAGGUAGGCAGAAACUGAGGCUAAUAGCAGGAGCUCACGCUGCUCCCCAGAUUCAAACCGCCGACCUUUCGGUCGGCUAGUUAAGCACUUCAGCAGUGCCACUGGGGGCUCCUAAUUGUGUGGUACUUACUUUGAAAGUUGUUGUUAUACUCCAGAAACUUUGUUUUUGUUUCUGCCACAAACUACGAGGGAUAUCUGGAAAGUAAGGUUACAAUAUUUUUUAAAUACAAAGAAUAAAUAUAUUUUAAUAAAAAUUACAUUGAUUAUAGCAGGGGUCCACAAACUUUUUAAACAGAGGGCCAGGUCACAGUUCUUCAAACUUUUGGAGGGCCAGAUUAUAAUUUGAAAAAAAAAAACAUGAAUGAAUUCCUAUGCACACUGCACAUAUCUUAUUUGUAGUGCAAAAAAAACACUUAAAAACAAUACAAUAAUUAAAAUGAACAAUUUUAACAAAUAUAAACUUAGUAUUUCAAUGAGAAGUGUGGACCUGCUUUUGGCUGAUGUGAUAGGAUUGUUGUUGUUAUUGUGUGCUUUCAAGUUGUUUCAGACUUAGGUUGAGUGAGGGCCAGGUAAAUGACCUUGGAGGGCUGUAUCCGGCCCCCGGGCCUUAGUUUGAGGACCCCUGGAUUAUAGCACAGGUGUUACAUUAUUUUUCCUUAUAAUUACCAUUUAGUUCAGUACAUGUUGUCAUCCGUGGAACACAUUUUUAAUGUGUGUGUCAUAGAAGUUUCCCUCCGCCUUUUUCAGCCAAUUUGUCACUUCAGUUUUCACCUCUUUGUUGUUGAAAAAGUGCUUUCCACCCAGGUGUUCCUUCAAUUUGGUGAACAGAUGAUAGUCACUGGGUGCAAGAUCAGAGCUGUGAGGGUGAGGCUGAAAACAUCCCAACCAAAUGAAGUCAACAACUCUUGUGUUGCAUGAACGGUGCGUGGAAGCUCA